CGAGUUUCAACCAGUAGUAAUUUUGUUAGUAAAGCCCAUAAUAAGGCCCAUUUGAAAACAAACCCAAAAGUUUCGAUAUUUAUCAUCCAUCUCCUCUCAUUUUGUAGCAAGGUAGGGUUUACACGCAGUCGCAGAAGAAUUCAACAAUGGUCAAGGUUCAUGAGUUGAGGCAGAAAAACAAAACUGAUCUGUUGGCUCAGCUCAAAGAUCUCAAAGCUGAACUUUCUUUGCUCCGAGUUGCUAAGGUCACUGGUGGUGCACCCAACAAGCUCUCCAAAAUUAAGGUGGUGAGGUUGUCGAUUGCUCAGGUGUUGACAGUGAUUUCUCAGAAGCAGAAGGCUGCUUUGAGGGAAGUAUACAAGAACAAGAAGUAUUUGCCACUUGAUCUUCGCCCAAAGAAGACCAGGGCCAUUCGCAGAAGGCUCACCAAGCACCAGUCUUCGUUGAAGACCGAGAGGGAGAAGAAAAAGGAGACAUAUUUCCCAAUGAGGAAAUAUGCUAUCAAGGCAUAAUUGUUGACAAGUUUUGAAUUUCUACCCCUGUAUUUUCUUUAUUCUGUUUUUCUUUAUCAGACUCGUGGUUUCCUUCCUGAAGCUACUAGGGUUUUUGCAUUUUGUUAGUUUGUCCUUAAGGAACCAUACUCAUUGCGGAUUGUUAGUCUCUUCAAUGUUUAAACUUGGAUUAAUACUCUAAGCUUUCCAUUUAUUUAUCAUUA
Molecule: messenger RNA, 715 nt
Organism: Medicago truncatula (barrel medic)
Lineage: Eukaryota; Viridiplantae; Streptophyta; Magnoliopsida; Fabales; Fabaceae
Product: 60S ribosomal protein L35
Exons: 4
Coding region: 147-512 (121 amino acids)
Biological process (GO): translation; maturation of LSU-rRNA from tricistronic rRNA transcript (SSU-rRNA, 5.8S rRNA, LSU-rRNA)
Cellular component (GO): ribosome; cytosolic large ribosomal subunit
Molecular function (GO): mRNA binding; structural constituent of ribosome
Source: RefSeq, a predicted model, not a curated record